CCCAGAGGAACCGGUAAGAGAUAGCACGAAAACAAACCAGCGAGUACAGAAAAUCUGAAAAAACAUCGCCUGGGCGAAAGAUUUCAUCGCCCGCGCCAUGCGUCUUCUUCGUCGUCGCGCGGGGGAUGACACUUCUGAUGUAAACACUUGCCCAUACUGUACAUGCAGGGAUGGCGACGGUGGUGGUUACAGGGUUGUGCUGCCCACACGCAUGUUUGACAAGUAGGGUUGCUGCCGCUCGCUGCUGCUGCUUAGCUUCGUGUGGCACACGGUGGAGUGCAAUAUCGAAUCAGUCUUGUUCGGUACGUCUUUUCUGUCGCAUCUUUGUGGCCAGUAGUGUUCGCGCGGAGAUCUUCGUGGCGCAGACGGUGUUUUUUUAUGUGCUCCUCCUUCUGGUGUAGUGUUGUGUUUUUUAUACCUGGGGCUGGGAAGUGAAUCGGAAGUGUGUAAAUCGGCAUUUUUAUGGGAUUAAUUGUGAUGGAUUGUCAUGUUUUAGAGAGCAUGAUAGGCUGCGAAGCCUGGGGAAUGUGAAUGGUGUAUCGGAAGUGUGUUCCGUCGUGUAUGUGACGUGUAAGGAUCGUUCCGGAAUGUAUGCUGCGUGAAAAGAGAAGAAGCUGGGGAUGUUUGCUGCAGAAGAGCUGGGCUAGGCCCAGGAUCUUAAUGUGAUUGGAAUCGGAUGAAAGCCGUGGAGAUGAAGCUCGGGGAAUGUGAAACUCAGUUUUAAUAGCCAUAAGCCCGCUUCUAUUUGGCAAAAGAAGUGCAAGAUCCCCAGUGCUCGUCCAGGCCAUGAAUGUAAAUAAUGUAAAUGUCAAAAUAUGACAUGAUGCGUUCCGCAGCGAUUCUCCGGGGAAGAGCGGACGUGUUUUUCCUAGCAUUGUCUAUCGUGGGGAUGUGAUGGCUUGCGACUGUGAGCAGCGGAAAUCGGCUGAAUGUUAUUCUUACAGAUUUGAUUGCCGAGAUGUUUACCUGCAGUAGCGGAAUCUUGGCUAGCGGAAUGUAAACAAAGCUGAAAAUAAGAUUUACCUCCCAUAGAGGCGACAGCCGCUGCAGUUAGCAGUAGCUUGAACAGGCGGUGAAAGAGGGAAGGAUUAAAAAUCGAUACUGGUGUGUUGUGUACUAAACAAAAAUACCACGGUCAGUGCGCGGCGGUUUUCGAGGGAUGAGCUGAAUUAUUCAUGUGGAAAGUGGAAUUGUUUGAAGUUGGUAUAGCGUGGAUAGCCGGGAAACAUGUUAUCUAGUGUCAAUACGCAUAACGAAUGGCGGAUAAUCUCUAUGUGAUAUCUGUACUCGUAGCGGGCGGUACAGUUGCUUAAUUAUAAAAUAGGAAUAAAUGUUGAUAUUUAAAUAAGCCGGAAGAAUCAGUGAAACAAGUGAUAAGGAAGAGUUCCCGCUAUAACGUGUUCCACGUUCAUUGGCCUGUAAAUACGCAGCGGAAUCUCCGGAUAAUGCCCAAAUUGGGGUCUGUCCCGGUGCAACGAUACUCAAUAAAUAAUUCAAUGUAUAACAAUUAAUCUCCGGAGCUGCAGCUGUGCCCGUAAAUAUUUGAGCACCUAUACUCAAAAAAGGCUCACGCCAACCCUUUCAUCCAAAAUGCAAGCAAAAAAGCGCUACAUUCUGGUGAUAAUAUGCUGCGCUUUUCUCGCGUAUUGCUACUUUGGAGGCUACCGGCUCAAAUGGCUGCAGAAACUCUUCGCCAUAAGCGUUCGCAAGAACCCAUCCAAGCUCCCACCAUAUCAACAGCUGUAUUACCAAUUCUCCGACUAUCCUGAACCACCCGUCCAAAGUUCACAUUCCAUUCCGGAAGAUGAUCUAUACGCUCAUCCUUCUUUCGAAUCCAAAUACAUCGGAGACUCACUUCCAUCCCCAACCCAUACCUGUCGGAUGGAAACCUGCUUCGACUUCACCAAAUGCACCGAUCAGAACUUCCUGGUCUACGUCUAUCCACCGGAGCCGCUCAACUCCCUUGGAGCACCUCCUCCCAUAAGCCCCAACUACCAGAAAAUCAUCUCAGCCAUCCAAGAGAGCCGGUACUAUACAGCCGACCCGGAGAAAGCUUGCCUAUUCGUCCUGGGAAUUGACACCCUGGACAGAGACUCACUGAGCGAAGACUACGUCCGGAAUGUGCCAUCGCGGUUACAGCGGCUCCCGUACUGGAACAAUGGCCGCAACCAUAUCAUAUUCAACCUCUACUCGGGCACCUGGCCGGACUACAACGAGAAUGGGCUGGGGUUCGAUCCGGGACAGGCCAUCCUGGCCAAGGCCAGCAUGAGUGUGCAAUCGCUAAGGCCUAACUUCGACGUGAGCAUACCGCUGUUCCACAAGCAGUUUCCGCUGCGGGGCGGAAACACCGGAUUUGUGGCUAGCAACAACUUUCCGGCCAACAAAAAGUAUCUGCUGGCAUUCAAGGGAAAAAGAUACGUCCACGGAAUUGGUUCCGAAACGAGGAACUCGUUGUUUCAUCUGCAUAACGCCCGGGAUCUGGUGCUGGUGACGACCUGCCGGCACGGGAAAAGCUGGCGGGACCUGCAGGACGCCCGCUGCGACGAGGACAACCGGGAGUAUGACAGAUACGACUACGAGACUCUAUUACAAAAUUCAACAUUCUGCCUGGUGCCGAGAGGACGUCGUCUAGGAUCGUUUAGAUUCCUCGAAGCACUGCAGGCAGGCUGUAUACCGGUGCUACUGUCCAACUCGUGGGUGUUGCCGUUCCAGUCAAAAAUAGACUGGCAACAGGCGGCGAUUUGGGCCGAUGAAAGACUGUUAUUGCAGGUGCCGGACAUUGUACGUUCGAUCUCCGCCAGCCGCAUCCUAGCUUUACGUCAACAAACUCAAGUGCUUUGGGAGCGUUAUUUUAGUUCCAUUGAGAAAAUAGUUUUUACUACGUUCGAGAUUAUAAGAGAGAGACUGCCAGACUACCCCCACCGGAACGGACUGAUUUGGAACCAGUCGCCGGGCGCGUUGCUCACCGUUCCGACCUUCGCCGACACGGCCCAUCGGUUUCCGUUCCUGCUGGAGGGCGUUGGGCUCCGGCCCGGGCCCAACUACACCGCCGUCAUCUUCGUGCAGAUUGGCGCCCAACAGCUGACGGUCGGCAGCGCCCUGUACAAGCUAGUCAAAUCCAUCACCAAAAGCCAAUUUGUAGAUAAGAUACUAAUACUGUGGGCCUGUGAUCGGCCGGCGCCGUCGCGGAAACGGUGGCCCUCCACGGGCCAUAUUCCACUACACGUGAUAAGCGGCGGUCCCAACGAGGAGCGCCCUAGCAUAUCCCAAAGAUUCUUCCCCCACGAGCACAUAGAAACGGACGCCGUGCUCUCGCUGGACGAGGACGCCAUCCUAAACACGGACGAGCUAGAUUUUGCCUACCAGGUGUGGCAGGACUUUCCGGAUCGCAUCGUGGGUUAUCCGGCGAGGGCGCACUUCUGGGAUGAUUCCAAGAACGCCUGGGGCUACACGUCCAAGUGGACCAACUACUACUCGAUCGUGCUGACGGGAGCCGCAUUCUACCAUCGGUACUACAACUAUCUCUACACCAACUGGUUGUCCUAUCUGCUGCUGAAAACGGUUCAACAGUCCUCGAACUGCGAGGACAUUCUGAUGAAUCUACUUGUGUCUCAUGUCACCCGGAAGCCACCUAUUAAAGUAACCCAGCGGAAGGGUUAUAAGGAUCGGGAAAGUGGGAGGUCCCCCUGGAACGAUCCGGAUCACUUCAUACAACGACAAAGUUGUCUCAACACGUUUGCGGCCGUGUUUGGCUACAUGCCCCUUCUGCGCUCCAAUCUCCGUCUGGAUCCGGUCCUCUACCGGGACUCGGUGUCGAAUCUAAGGAAAAAGUACCGCCAAAUCGAACUGGUCGGCAGCUAGCGGUUCGUGUACGUCUACUAAGUCAGC
Molecule: messenger RNA, 3888 nt
Organism: Aedes albopictus (Asian tiger mosquito)
Lineage: Eukaryota; Metazoa; Arthropoda; Insecta; Diptera; Culicidae
Gene: ttv
Product: exostosin-1
Exons: 10
Coding region: 1591-3861 (756 amino acids)
Cellular component (GO): membrane
Molecular function (GO): glycosyltransferase activity
Source: RefSeq, a predicted model, not a curated record